AUGGCAUCGACUCAUUGCCACGACACCACGGCCUGCCAACUCUCCGCCUCUUCCUCUCACCGCGAUGCCGCCACCAACCUGUCCAUCCUGCUAGAGAGCCAGGCCGCCAGCCGUCUGUUUGCAGCACAUGUUUCCGAGCUUGUCGCUUCGACGUCCCCGCCAGGCCCGUGCCCGUCUGCUUCUGCAGCCGCCGAGAUCCUCUCCAUCCCGGCCAGCGAGAAGCUCGACGUCGGUCUAGCGGCUCUCGAUAUUUUCCUCCAGGCCAAUGUUACCGGACCCGUGGUGCCUGCGGGAAAACUUUCCGCCGUAGUCUCGCGCUUCGUCAAGUUGUGGAUCACUGCCUCCCCGGCUGAGGGGAACGAGUCACUUGCACUGGUUCGGCUCCACAAGGCUUGCCUGGUGCACCUCGAAGUCGACGGGGUAUCUCCAUACAGUCGGGUUCCUCACCUCGUCCUGUUUUCUUUGGCCCGGUUUGUCUUCCAAACCGCCCUGUCCGCGGACGGCGCUGGCGUUGUGGAGGUUCCGGCACAUAGCAAGUCCGACAACAACAGCAACAGUGCCAGAUUUAGCUUGUCAUGGAUGAGACUUCGCGUAAAUAUCUGGCACUACAAGCUUCUCACCCAGCCAAGCCUAGGGCCGUCAUCCAACUUCACCAGGAGCUCCCAGUGGAGUGAAGUCCCUAGUCUGGCUGCUAGGAUACUCGAGGAUACGAGUGCUCUUCGCGCCCAGAUCGCAAGCCGUCAAGUCUGGUCCGAAGUAGAAGCGUGGAACCAGCACGAUGCGGCCUACUUCCUGGUCGAAGCCGCCAACAACUACAUCCUCCUGGGGAGGCACGAGCAAGCACGGGAGGCUCUCAAAGAAGCCACGCAGGUUACCGGGUUCAAGUACGCGCUAUCUGGCGCCCUUGGCAAGCGCACCAGGUUUCAGGAAAACAGCGUCAGUCAACUGGUCGUGCUCGCUCGCAGCGGUAGCACCGGCCAGGAUCCUCCCGUCGGCCCGGAUGCUGGGCAAGACGGCGACGGCGAUGGCGAUGGCGACGGCUACGGCGACAAUGUUGAGGAUGCCAAGCCAGACGCGCUGCCGCUCAACGACGACACCCUCCUGGAAGAGAUUGACUUUGCAAAGAAUGUGGCGAGUGACGCGGCAAAGGAGGAGACUCUGCCGCCCAGUCUAUCAGAGCUGUCGCCCGACCACCAGCCGCAGCUGGCUCCUCUCGACCAGAUCAUCCUUCUGACAGAGGCCACCUUGAAGGAUGCGUUUUCACCAACCGAUGCCCUGACCUCGCAGGAGAUACUGCCCUAUGCCGUCCGCGUACUGGCCGACAAGUCGACCAACUGGCAAAUCUACACGCAAGCGCUGCUGGUGCGGUCGAGAAUCGAGAUCCACCGAAGCAGGACGGUAGAGCGCGGCGUGCUGCAGCUCCAGGCCGUGGCAGAUCAGGUCUUGACCGACACUUGCGCAAACCCAGAAGACGACGCGGAGAGCAGAGCCGCAGACAGAGCGACCAGGGGCAGCAGAACCAGCGGGCCCGGGCCCGACAUUCGCGUAUCCGCCCCGGACGACGAGCCUCACACGCCCCCUGCUCCCGGAGCGUCCCCGGUCCCCACGUCGUUCCUGCCGGCCGCGAAGCCGACCGAGUCUGCCCCGGCCCACACCCGCCUCCGAUACAUUGACGCCCUGUCCACCCCGCCACGAUGGCAUCUGGAGUCGGAGCUGGCCUACGCCUGGGCCGGCGUCGGCUCGCUGACAUCUGCCCUUGAGAUCUUUAAACGCCUCCACCUAUGGGCCGAAGUCGCCCUCUGCUACGCCAGCGCUGCGGCUUCCAACGACGACGACGAGCCCGGCCGCGGCGGCGCCGGCGGGGAAGACAAGGCCAAGGCCAUUAUCCGCUGGCGUCUCUUCCACCCGACCGGCCGGGCCGCAGGCGACUCCGCAGACCCGGACGACCAAGACGUCCAAGACGUGGUGCUCUGCAAGCCCGCGCAGUUCCGGGGCCCGGAACGGGAACCCGCACCCCCCAACGCCCCCCGGCUGUGGUGCAUCCUGGGAGACCUGGAAGACGACGCGGGCCACUACGAGCGCGCGUGGGCAGUGUCGAGGAACCGCUACGCCCGAGCGCAAAAGUCCCUCGGCGAGCUCCACCUCGCCCGCAGGGACGCGACCCGAGCCCGGGAGGCCUACCGGCUGGCCACGGCGGCCAACCGCCUGAGCCCGGAGCUCUGGGGCCGCCUCGGCGACAUCUGCCUCGGCCUCGGGCAGUUCGACGAGGCGGCCGAGGCGUACACGCGCUCCAUCGGCUGCGCCAACGACACGGCGGGCGGGGAAGACGCCCGCACAUGGAGCAACCUGGGCAGCGCGUACUGGAGCCUCCACUGCGAGGAGGCGGCCACGGCCAAGGCCAAGGCCGACGACGACGACGACGACGACGACGACGAAGACGCACCGCUCCCGGGCGCCCUGCUCGCCAAGUCCCUUGCCGCGUACAAAAAGGGCGCGUCCAUUGCCCACGAUAACUGGCGCAUCUGGGACAAUGUGCUCACCCUGGCCGCCCGGCUGCAGCCCCCCGCCACGGCGGACAUGGUCCUCGCCCUCACGCACAUUCUGCGCAUCCGCAAGACCGAGGACGCCGUCGACGCAGACGUGCUCGCCGCGCUGGUGCACGACGCCGUCCUCUGCAAGGAACACACUCCGCCGGCCAGCGGCAGCAGCGGCAGCAGCGGCAGCGACGGCAUCUACGAGCCCCCCCGCGGCUCCCCCGAGCGUCUCGUCAAGCGCCUCCUCGAGGAGGAAAUCGUGCCGCUCAUCACCCGCCGCCCGGACCUGUGGUCCCUCGUCGCCCGCCUCCGGGCCUGGCAGCGCGACCGCGCCGGCGCCAUUGACGCCUCUGAGCGGGCCUGGCGCGCCGCCACCGACGCCGACGCCGACGCCGAUGCCGCCUGGGCGGAAGCCGUCCGCCGCACGGACGAGCUCGUGUCUGCCCUGCAGAACUGGGGCCCGGACGCGCCGUCCGUAGGGCCCAAGUGGCGAGCCAAGGCCCGCAGCGCCGUGCGGAGCGUCAUGGCCCGCGGCGCCAGAGAAAGCCGCGAGGACUCGCCGGGCUGGAGAAGCCUCGAGGGCCUGCUGCAGGGUCUCAGCCAGGGCGGUUGA
Messenger RNA from Ustilaginoidea virens, 3147 nucleotides. RefSeq lists its product as uncharacterized. Gene Ontology annotation, molecular function: protein binding. Bases 1 to 3147 code for a protein of 1048 amino acids. Lineage: Eukaryota; Fungi; Ascomycota; Sordariomycetes; Hypocreales; Clavicipitaceae. The transcript has a single exon. The record is from RefSeq and is a predicted model, not a curated record.